UCCAUUUCUGUAAAUUUCAGGUGCAAGAGGAAGCAGUGGUACACUCCAUAUUAGGGAGCUGCACAGAGGCGCCUCUGAUCAAGAAUCUUCUCGUCACAUUUCUUCAAAUGCACACUUGAAGAUCAGCACAGCAACAGUUGAGCUGCAACUCGACAGCACUGCACUAGUCACUAUGAACGAUCGACCCACAGAGCGACCUCCGGAGCAGAGCAAGCCAUGUGCACUUGCAUGCACCUCGAAAGCUAGUCUGAAAUGCCAUAUGUUUGCACACUGUCACAAUGAGUCUGAAAAGUGUCCCACUACUCCCCGAAUGGAUGUUCAGAUGGGAGAGAUGGGCUCAGAGUGCAACAUCUGUGUCUCUGCAUUCUCGUGGUCUGCAAGUGAGAACCAUGAGUCGAAGUAUACUGCAGAAGCAUACUGCAGAAGCACAUUACAGUGCCAUGAGCGGACACACAAAAAUGUGAAGCCAUACAGGUACGUUGUCUGCCCUGCGGAGUUCAGCCAAAGCGGGCAACUGCGGCAUCACAAGAGGACGCACACAGAAGAGAAGCCAUACAAGUGCGAUAUCUGCCCUGCCGAGUUCAGCCGGAGUGGGCAACUACAGGAUCACAAGCGGACACACACAGGAGAGAGGCCAUACAAGUGUGUUGUCUGCUCUGCGGAGUUCAGCCGAAGCGAAUAUCUACAACAUCACAAGUGGACACACAUCAGCGACAAACCAUACAAGUGCGAUGUCUGCCCUGCUGAGUUCAUCCGGAGUGGGCACCUACAGGAUCACAAGCGGACACACACAGGCGAGAGACCAUAUAAGUGUGACCUCUGUUCUGCAGAGUUCGGACAUAGCACAACCCUGUCACGUCACAAGCAAACGCACACAGGUGAGAAGCCAUACAAGUGCGAUCUUUGUCCUGCAGGGUUCAGACAGAGCAGAACCCUGUUACGUCACAAGCUCACACACACAGGCGAGAAGCCAUACAAGUGCAAUGUCUGCCCUGCGGAGUUCAACGAGAGCGGGUACCUACGGCGUCACAAGCGGACACACACAGGCGAGAAGCCACACAAGUGCGAUGUCUGCCCUGCGAAGUUCAGCCGGAGCGAAUAUCUACAGCGUCACAAGCGCACGCAUACGGGUGAGAAGCCAUACAAGUGUGAUGUCUGUCCUGCGGAGUUCAGCCAGAGAGGGCACCUACAGGAUCACAGGCGGACUCACACAGGCGAGAAGCCAUACAAGUGCGAUCUCUGUCCUGCAGUGUUUGGACAGAGCAGAACCUUGUCACGUCACAGGUACAGACACACAGGCUUGAAGCCAUACAAGUGCAACGUCUGCCCUGCGGAAUUCAGCGAGAAGAGGUACCUACAGCGUCACGAGCGUUCACACACGGGCGAGAAGCCAUACAAGUGUGAUGUCUGCCUUGCGGACUUCGGUCAGAGAGGGCACCUACGGCGUCACAAGCGAACACACACGGUGUCAUCUCCAGCACAAACUUGAGGUGUGAUACAAGUGCAGUCUCUGUCCUGUUGAAUUCUGGCACAGCAUGGACCUGGGCAUCACAAAUGAACACCCACAGGCGAGAAGUCAUAGAGGACAAUUCCCUGUUCUACAGACCUGGGGCACAGCACAAACCUGCAGUGCAACGAGGAAACUUGCACAGGUGUAAAGUCGUACGAAUGCAACUUCUGUACUGCAGAGUUCAUGUACAGCACAAAGUUAGCAUGUAGCCAGUACACAUUUGGGAUAACGACCGUACAAGUGCAGAGGGCACAUACACGUACAUGUACACGUGAAAGAGGCCGUCCAAGUGUCAAUUCUGUUCUGUUGCACGUCCUACACCCAGAGACCUGAUGAAGUGGUUAAGGCCCUUCAUUUUCUGUGAUUCCACGAUUCUGCAAAAAU
Ornithodoros turicata is the source of this 1894-nucleotide messenger RNA. Its product is annotated as zinc finger protein 235-like. NCBI's taxonomy places the organism in Eukaryota, Metazoa, Arthropoda, Arachnida, Ixodida, Argasidae. The transcript has 2 exons. The coding region runs from base 173 to 1489 and encodes 438 amino acids. The record is from RefSeq and is a predicted model, not a curated record.